AUGGAGAAAAUUGAACACCGCGCCGUUAUUAAGUUCCUUACCAAGCAAGGAAAAUCCGCUCAGAUUAUUUUUCAAGAGCUGUUGGCUGUUUACGGGGACUCUGCCCCUGGAAAAACCAUGGUUUACAAGUGGCAUGGUCUUUUCAAACAAGGAAGAGAGUCCAUUGAAGAUGAUCCACGCUCCGGACGGCCAAUUGAGGCCACCACUUCGGAAAUCGUCGAAAAAGUAGAAAAACUUGUAUUGGAAGAUGCCCGGUUGAAGAAGAAGCAGCUUGCAGCAAUGAUUGGAGUAUCCGAAACCAUUAUUUUGAAUAUUCUACAUGAUCAUCUUGGCAUGACUAAGGUCAGUGCAAGAUGGGUUCCGAGAAUGCUCACGCCACUUCAAAAACGUGAACGUGUCGAGUUUUCUCGUCAGUUUUUGGAGCUCUGUGGAGAGAGAAAGGAAGAAAUUAUGGCCCGGAUUGUUACUGGUGAUGAAACCUGGGUUCACCACUAUGAACCUGAGUCGAAGCAAGAGUCGAUGCAGUGGCUUAAAAAAGGCACACCUCCUCCAAAGAAGUACAAAGUGACACAAUCGGCUGGCAAGAUCAUGGCGACUGUCUUUUGGGAUACAGAAGGCAUUUUAUUGAUCGAUUACAAAGAACGUGGUGUGACUAUAACGGGACAGUACUACGCUUCUUUACUGGAAAGAUUAAAAGAAGCUAUUAAGGAAAAAAGAAGAGGAAAGUUGUCAAAAGGUGUGCUCCUUCUGCACGACAACGCACCCGUUCACACGAGCCAUGUUGCGACGGCUGCCAUUCACCGAUGCAGCUUCGAACAAUUGAACCACCCACCCUACAGUCCAGACCUGGCACGCAGUGACUAUUAUCUAUUUCCAAAAAUGAAAAAAGAGCUGCGUGGAAAAAAAAUUUGGCGACGAUGA
Molecule: messenger RNA, 921 nt
Organism: Plodia interpunctella (Indianmeal moth)
Lineage: Eukaryota; Metazoa; Arthropoda; Insecta; Lepidoptera; Pyralidae
Product: histone-lysine N-methyltransferase SETMAR-like
Exons: 1
Coding region: 1-921 (306 amino acids)
Molecular function (GO): nucleic acid binding
Source: RefSeq, a predicted model, not a curated record